Molecule: messenger RNA, 213 nt
Organism: Phytomonas sp. Hart1
Lineage: Eukaryota; Euglenozoa; Kinetoplastea; Trypanosomatida; Trypanosomatidae
Source: the annotation of a GenBank genome assembly
AUGAAAAAGCCUAAUUGCGCUCUGAUUGUCGUGUUUUUCCUUCUUUUUUUGAAUUUAAUAUUUUUAUUUUUACAAAAUAUAAUGCAAAUCGUCACUAAAGUCUUUAUAAUAAAUAUACACGCAUGUAUAUAUUAUUGUCACAGACUUGUCUUAAUAAGGAAAGAAAAGACACAGAGGGAAAAGGAGCAGUGUGCAAUUGUCAUUAUGACUUGA